UACUGCCACGCUAAGAUGUUUCUCCAAAGACGGGCUGGAGAUGGGUCUCAUGACUCUUUUAGCUUCUACAUUGAUGAAGCCUCUCCAGUUGGGCCUGAACAGCCAGAGACGGUCCAGAAUUUUGUGUCAGUUUUUGGGACUGUGGCUAAAAAGCUGAUGAGGAAGUGGCUGGCUACACAGACCAUGAACUUCACCAGCCAGCUGGGGGCAGGUAUACGGUAUUUUGAUCUCAGAAUUUCCACCAAGCCCAGAGACCCAGACAAUGAACUCUACUUCGCCCACGGUUUAUUCAGUGCCAAAGUCAAGGAAGGUCUGGAGGAGAUCAACGCGUUUCUCACUGAGCACCCAAAGGAAGUGGUCUUCUUGGACUUCAAUCAUUUCUACGGGAUGCAGAAAUGCCAUCAUGAAAAGCUUGUCCAGAUGCUCAAGGACACAUAUGGAAACAAAAUGUGUCCUGCUAUAUUUGCCCAUGAAGUCAGCCUCCAGUACCUGUGGGAAAAGGAGCACCAAGUGCUAGUGUUCUACCACAGUCCUGUGGCCGUCGAGGUGGCCUUCCUGUGGCCAGGCCAGAUGAUGCCAGCUCCAUGGGCAAACACAACAGAUACGGAAAAGCUGAUUCAGUUCCUGCAGGCAUCAAUCACUGAAAGAAGAAAGAAAGGCUCCUUUUUCAUAUCUCAAGUAGUGCUGACACCAAAGGCUAGUACGGUGGUGAAAGGGGUUGCAAGUGGUCUCAGAGAAACGAUCACAGAGAGGGCUCUUCCUGCAAUGAUGGAGUGGGUCCGAACUCAGAAGGCAGGAGAGAGUGGUGUGAAUAUUAUCACUGCAGAUUUUGUAGAACUUGGUGACUUUAUCAGCACAGUCAUAAAGCUCAACUAUUCUCUGGAUGAAGAUGUUACCAAGGGUUGUCCAUAGAGCUGACUCCCUCACUUUCUGGCACGAAGGAGUUAAACUUGAAGUUACUUGGAGCUCACUUACAGAUUUGUAAAUACAGAAUAGGAUGUUUGCCUGAUCAACUGCCUUGACUGUACGAGGUGGCAAAGACAUGGUUUCCAGUGUGUUACAGAUCAAAUCACUUCUGCACACACACAGCCCCUGCUGAUCUCAGCAGGAAUUGUGAUCAUGUAAUUGAGUGGCCUCAAAUUCAUCUUCUGGAACAUAGUCAUGAUAGGAGGAUGGGGAUAUCCUGGCUUUAAGAAAGUGCCUGGAUGCUAUGCAAUACUGCUCAUGUCCUCUGUUGGAACAUAGCUUUAAAUUUGCAGGAAGAGCUUUGAACUUUGCUCCAGUGUAGGUUGGACCUAUCAAAAAAAAAUCCUUAUGUAAAAAUUGUGAAUGCCAUAGGCUGAUCAGCAUGGCCUGGCCUGCCCAUGUAUACAGCAUUCUGCUUUCAGGAAUUGUGGCAGCUUUAAAUAAAAAGACUCUAAUAAUUCUUUAUCCCUGCAGGGCCUACUUAGGAAUCUCUACAUUGCCUACAGGUACAAUUCCUGUACUAUUCCCACAGCUAGACCUGGCUUUUUCCCUUCAUGGUUUGUGUUUAGGAUGCCUGAUGCCAAGAGCAAUUAGGAUAGAGGAACUAACUAAACACAGCGAGUGCCCACCUUGUGCCUGGCUGGUUGGAGUAGGGUGCCUGCCCUCCAGCAGCACGUUUGGUAUGAGGUCAGCUUCAGUCAGAUCCACGUGAACAGGGACUGAGGGAAGGCACAAGUCUGAUUUCAGAGCCUCUUCAGUUGUCCAGUUAAAAUGCAGCAUCUUCCCACUUCUCUCCUUUGCCUCUGCUCAGUGCUGCUUAUCUGGAUUUGUGCAUAACAUCCCGUUACCUGCCAGCUGUAAAUCUUAGAUAUUUGUCAACCUCAGUGCAUCACAGCAGUCCACAUGGUUGUAAAAGAUGUUAAGUGUGUGGGGCUAAAAGCUGGAAGUGGGCCUCAUCUGAUGUCCCAGGAUGGUUUAUCUCCACGUUCCGAGUUAUGUACACACAUCCCCUUGAAGAGGCAUCACCUUGGCCAAUGAGUAUCUCCUAAGAGGGAGGUGCACUUAGAGGUUUUUGUUUCUGCAGCAAGAUUGCAUGUACUAAUUUCUCCUUCAGCCUUUGGUCCUACAGAGGUCAGUUUGAUUGGAAAAAAAUCCUCAAGUAGCUGCAAUUAGUUUUGCUGUGAAGCAGGGAUCCUUAAAGCAGAAUCCUGGAGUUAUUUGUAAUUACUGUUAUUGAAAAUAAAAAUACGUGGUUAAAAACACAAUUUUAAAAAGAAAAAGAAAAAUUAUAUGGGCUUGCCAGGACAGUUAAGUUUUUGACUGCCUCAGUCAUCAGUAGUUUAGUAUCAUCUAGGUGAUGAUUUUUAGCAUGUUAUUGCCACACUGCCUCCUGACACUGUUCAGGGUCUCUGUACAGAAGCCUUAUUAUUCCCAGCGAGCAUUAAAGCAUUUGAAUGACUUGUCUCCGUUUUGGUGGGAAGGAUGAUUGUGUAACACUGAGAACAUGGAGCUCCCUGUGUGUUGUGCCCACAAAGGUUCACAGAGCUGCACCUUCUCGUUUUAGGAUCUGUUCAAUGGUACUUUAAUAAAUGUUGUGUUAAAAAUGCCUACAGUUCUGUAUAGCAAAUGUGAAUUUUUAUGACAAGAAUGUGUAUUUAGAGUAAAAAAAGUAAUAUAAAAUCCAGUUUCUUUGUAUCCAGUGAAACAUCUAAUAAAGCUCUGGUACCUGUA
Messenger RNA from Zonotrichia albicollis (white-throated sparrow), 2697 nucleotides. It is a transcript of the gene PLCXD3, whose product is annotated as phosphatidylinositol specific phospholipase C X domain containing 3. Lineage: Eukaryota; Metazoa; Chordata; Aves; Passeriformes; Passerellidae. The record is from RefSeq and is a predicted model, not a curated record. Gene Ontology annotation, molecular function: phosphoric diester hydrolase activity. Gene Ontology annotation, cellular component: synapse. Gene Ontology annotation, biological process: lipid metabolic process.